UCGUUGAGUGUUUACGGUAGCUCGCGCCUCUAGUCCUGAGUGAAACUCGUAGUUUAUUCUCUCAUUUCAUCAGCGUGGGAACUGGGAAGACAGCUCUUUCCUUCUUUCGGAGUCGUUCCCGUACGUCACGCCAAGAUUAUGGGCUUUGAUUUAGACCGCUUUGAGGGUCCCGUGGACCCGGACUUAAUCUGUAAACUGUGUGGGAAAGUUUUAGAGGAUCCUCUCAGCACUCCGUGCGGACAUGUCUUCUGCGCCGCGUGCGCUCUACGGUGGUUCUCCAAAGUCAGCAGCUGUCCUGCCCUGUGCCAAAAAAUCACCACUAAAGAGUUGAACCACGUCCUGCCCCUAAAAAACCUAAUUCUCAAACUGGACGUCAAAUGCGAGCACCGUGAACGAGGCUGCAACCGGGUAAUGAAGCUCCAGCAUCUUUCAGAGCACGCGGAGACGUGCGACUUCUCUCCGGUCAGAUGCAGGAAUGAAGGAUGCGACGCGGUGCUCAUCCUGAAGGAUGUUGCUUCACACAUGCGGGAGAGAUGCGAGCACAGGGCGGUGGAGGUCUGUCAGGGUGGAUGUGGACUGGCGCUGAGCCUCAAGGAGAGGUCGGAUGACCACAGCUGUCUCCAAGCACUUAAGACACACAGCUGUCUCCUCCAAACCAAAGCGCUGCGUCUGGAGGAAGAGCUGAAGAGUCAGUCCCUGAGCUUCAGUAAGAGAGAGAGGUCUCUCCUGUCCAAACUCUCCGCACUCCACUGCGAGCUGCACAUCACCGCGCUCACAUUUCAGAAGAAAAUCACCGAGUACAAGAGCAGGAUUGACUCGCUGUCAAACAGAUGCCUGCUGCCUCUUGAGAAGGGAGAAGAUACGAGGAGCCUUAAAGUCACCCUACACAGAACAUCAGGAUCUCUUGGAUUCAGUAUCAUCGGAGGAAGAUUGUGUGAGGAACCAGAGGAGCAUGAAGAUUUCAGUGAUGGGAUCUAUAUAUCUAAGAUAGUGGAAAACGGAGCAGCUGAGAAGGCCGGACUGCAUGUUCAUGACAGGAUCAUUGAGGUAAAUGGAAGGAGCCUUUCCAUCACGACCCAUGACCAAGCAGUAGAGGCUUUCCAAGCAGCCAAAGACCCCAUUGAGGUCAAGGUACUGCGCAGGCCUGUGCACAAGACUCUCAAUACUCAUGAACCAGCCCAAAGGGUGGACAACAGUACUCAGACCAAUGUUACAAUGAAAUAUAUGAAACAUAUAGAGACUAUGGCAAAGUUACCGUCACCUCCGGCACCACUGUGUAUGGCUGUGCUGGACAGUUUCCAUUCACCCUCACAGUGCCAAAUGGCAAGACGUGACUCGACUUACUCCACAGACUUGCAUGAUGGCGUACAGAAAGACAUUGAGAGUAGUGGACUGGAAUAUGAGGAAGUGGAUCUGCAGAGGAAAACUACUAAUGAUAAGCUUGGCCUGAUGUUAUGUUACAAAACUGAUGACGAGACGACUGCAAUUUUUAUUAGUGAGAUUGCCCCAGAAGGAAUUGCAGCAAAGGAUGGCAGACUCCAGGAAGGAGAUCAGAUCAUACAGAUCAAUGGAGUGAAAAUCCAGAGCCAUGAGGAGGCAGUGACACUUCUGACCGAGGCGGAGAGUAAGAAUGUGACCCUCCUGGUGGCUCGACCAGAAAGUCAGGAUGUUAGCUGGUUGGAGAAGGAUCGAAACAACUUGGCAGAUGACUUGCACACGGGCAUGCUGGAGCAACAGCAUAACAAGAGCACACAUGAAGAAGAUGGAGGCACUACUGAUACGGCAACCUUACAGUCCAACCAUCACGAGAAAGACAGUGGCGUUGGCCGCACUGAUGAAAGCACUCGUAAUGAUGAAAGCUCAGAGCAGGACAACUUAGGAGAUGACCAGAAUUCCCUUUGUGACACUCUCCCAGAAAACCACAAGACGUAUAGUCAAGGCACUUUUGAAAGUGGGGACAUGCACUUAAGCAAUGACUCCUUCCUUUUAGUUGACAAUGGAGACAGUGGAAACUUCCUUGGCAUACCUGGAAUGGCAUGUGAACGUUUCCAGAAACAGCUUGAACUGAAAUGCCUGGUCAAUGGUAGUGGUCUUCAGGGAUUUCUGGAGCAUGACAACACACUAUAUGGAAAGAGGGUUAGUGUAGACUGUGAUGAUCAGGAGGUUCAGAUGCUUAAUGAGGAGUUGCUGAACAUUGAGCUGGAGUGCCUGAGUAUCAUACGAGCACACAGGCUUCAGACUGAAGGUGAUGAUCGGCAAGCCAAAAAAUGCUGCACCAAGCAUUUAACUGAGCAAAUAAAUACUAAAGUCGAUCAGGACCUCAUUAAUAACCAGGUUGACUACGAAGGCUCUACUAGUGCUUACAACACCGGAGAGAGCUGUUGGAGCUUACAUCCUGCUCUGGAGUCAGAUUCUCCUGACUCCCAAAGGAUGGCUCCUGGAGACAAGAGUAAAGGUUCUCCCAUGCAUAGACGCAACUCUACAACAGCUUGCUCCAAGCAUCAACUCUCUCCUAUUCAGGAGAUCAGCCCCACCAAGAGUUUACCUGGAGAUCCAGAGGUCACGAAUCAGGGGGGAAGAAAGCAGAGUAAGAAAAGGAACCCUUCAUUGCACCAUUCUUCACACAAGAAAGCCUACAUCCCAGCCCAUGCUCAACAUUACCAAAGCUACAUGCAACUUAUCCAGCAGAGUUCGGCUGUGGAGUACGUCCAGAGUCAAGUCAGCUUGGCCAGCCUAGAAACCACUCCCACUAAAGCCCGGCCCAAGAUGGGGUGGAGAGUAAAGAUCCGUGGCGAUGGAACAAGGUACAUCACCAAAAGGCCCAUCAGGGAUCAGCUACUGAAAGAGCGUGCUUUGCGCAUUCGGGAAGAACGCUGCAGCGCAACUACAGAUGACGAUGCAACGAGUGAACUAAAGCUGGGUCGAUACUGGAACAAGGAGGAGCGCAAACAGCAUGCGGCACUAGCCAGGGAACAGCGUCAACGGCGUGAACUCGUCAAGCAGUGCCACUUGGAGAACAAGGGACAAACAGGAGCAAUGAACGACAAGGAGAAGCCUGAUAUUAUCCAGCUUAGCCGUAAAAAGAUGCUGAAAAGGAGGAACAAGAGGAUAUUUGACAGCUGGAUGACCAUUCAGGAGCUGCUGACACAUGGCACAAAGUCCACAGAUGGGAAUAGACUCUAUAAUUCCUUCCUUUCUGUGACUACAGUGUAAAGGAUUUUUUUGGUUUCGGGCACUUGUUUACUGUGUAAAAUUGUGUGCGGGUGUUUGUGGGAAAUCUUGCCUCAUUUUAAGGAGGUGGGUCAUUUAGGUACUUAAUACAAAUCUAUAGCUGUGUUUCCACCGCAGGAACUUUCCCCAGGAACUAGGAACUUUGGGGCAGGAUUGAACCAGGGUCUAAAUGAAGCCCCC
Messenger RNA from Pimephales promelas (fathead minnow), 3411 nucleotides. RefSeq names its product PDZ domain containing RING finger 3a (gene pdzrn3a). The record is from RefSeq and is a predicted model, not a curated record. Gene Ontology annotation, biological process: neuromuscular junction development; protein ubiquitination. Lineage: Eukaryota; Metazoa; Chordata; Actinopteri; Cypriniformes; Leuciscidae. Gene Ontology annotation, molecular function: zinc ion binding; ubiquitin protein ligase activity; protein binding.